AUGGAUGGGAAGAACUUGGGCAGUGGGCAACUAGCUCAGCAAGCUAAGCCAGAUGCCUUGACAGACGAUCAGGGGGCAGCCCUGAAGCACACUGCAGAUUCUCACACCGGAAAUCCGACUUCAGUGAAUGGUCACAAUUCUGUAGAUAUGAACAUGGAAGCUGCGAUCUCAGCCGAUGAUGUCAUGCGAGCCGGUGGCUUUGGCGCCAAAGACGACAUCGGCAGCCUCCUACCGACGGCGAUGGACUCCACCGACUUCGAGGCCUCGCUGCGGGAUGCCCGCGACUUUGAAGGCGAGCAGGAGCAACCGGCGCGCCCUGGGCUGGGUUACAGGGCAUCGGAAGCUGACACGGGAAUCAAGCCGUCGGAGGCGCCACCGCCAUCCAUGUUUCUGUAG
This is a messenger RNA of Triticum turgidum subsp. durum (durum wheat), 396 nucleotides long. Lineage: Eukaryota; Viridiplantae; Streptophyta; Magnoliopsida; Poales; Poaceae. The record is from the annotation of a GenBank genome assembly.